Messenger RNA from Parnassius mnemosyne (clouded apollo), 423 nucleotides. The record is from the annotation of a GenBank genome assembly. NCBI's taxonomy places the organism in Eukaryota, Metazoa, Arthropoda, Insecta, Lepidoptera, Papilionidae.
AUGAAUGCUUAUGUAAUAAGAAAAAAAAUAUUUCUCUUUGGACUUUUAUGUCAAACUGUUAUCAUGGCGCCUAGGUUUGAGAUCGCAGUUGGUCUGCGAAAAGGCCACAAAACCACAAAAAUUUCUGCGGGUAAGAAAGGCAUCACUGACAAAGCCAUCAGAAUUAGACCAGCUCGACUAAAGGGUCUACAAACCAAACACUCAAAAUUUGUGCGUGAUCUGGUCCGUGAAGUAGUUGGACAUGCACAAUAUGAGAAGAGAGCUAUGGAAUUGCUUAAGGUAUCAAAAGACAAACGUGCUCUGAAGUUCUUGAAGCGGCGUCUGGGCACACACAUCCGUGCCAAGAGGAAGCGUGAAGAGAUGAGCAAUGUUCUGGCUCAAAUGAGGAAGGCCGCUGCUCAGGCUCACCAUGCCACUAAGUGA